This is a messenger RNA of Elephantulus edwardii (Cape elephant shrew), 1449 nucleotides long. RefSeq names its product neurexophilin and PC-esterase domain family, member 1 (gene NXPE1). Lineage: Eukaryota; Metazoa; Chordata; Mammalia; Macroscelidea; Macroscelididae. The transcript is spliced from 5 exons. The record is from RefSeq and is a predicted model, not a curated record. Bases 31 to 1449 code for a protein of 472 amino acids.
ACAGAAACUGAGCUGAAGAUAAAGGAAAUCAUGAAGAAACUGGACCAGCUGAUCCCUCCCAGACCUUUCCUCCACAUGAACACCACCACCAGUGCAUCACACAGCAGAGUCACCUUGCUCAGCCGUCGAGACACCUACUGCAAAGGGGAGCAGCUAGACCUCCUGCUGGAGAUGAGGGACCACCUGGGACGCAGGAAGGAGUAUGGUGGGGAUUUCCUGAGGGCCAGGAUGUCUUCGCCGGCCCUGAAGGCGGGGGCUUCAGGAGAGGUGACUGACUUCCACAAUGGCACCUACCUUGUCCGCUUCACUUUGUUCUGGGAGGGCCAGGUGUCUCUGUCCCUGCUGCUCAUCCACCCCAGUGAAGGGGUGUCAGCUCUCUGGAGGGCAAGGAACCAAGGGUAUGACAGGGUCAUUUUCACAGGUAAGUAUGUCAAUGGCACUGCUCAUAUCUUCACUGAAUGUGGCCUCACUGCAAACACAAGUGCUGAACUGUGCCAGUACCUGGACUCUGAAAAUGAAGAAGCCUUUUACUGCGUGAAACCUCAACACAUGCCCUGUGGGGCCCUGACUCAUAUGACCACCAAGAACCGAGAAAUUUCUUAUCUUGCUGUCAAGGAAAAAAGUCUUUUCCAAAGGUCCAACGUGGGAGUUGAAAUGAUGAAAGGCUUUAAACACAUUACUGUCUCCCGAUGUAACAAGGAAUGUGUAUCAAUAAAAGAAAAAUGCCAGAUUGGAAUGAAGAGCCCAGUUCCUGGUGGUUAUACUAUAGGAGGAAAGUGGAACACAACAUUUUGCAACCAGAUGCCGUUAAAUACAAUGAAGGUGAAUGACUGUUUGAAAGGAAAACUCAUUUACCUCUUGGGAGACUCCACACUUCGGCAGUGGAUCUACUACUUACCCAAAGUUGUAAAAACAUUGAAAAUUUUUGAUCUUCAUGGAACUGGAAUGUUAAAGAAACAUUUGCUUCUGGAUGCAGAACAGCAUCUCCAGAUUCAAUGGAUGAAACACAGCUAUCCAUUUAUUACUAACCAGCUCUACUCUGUGAGAGAAGAGGCAUACAUCCCAAGGGAAAUUGAUAAGAUACCAGGGGACAAAAACACAGUUCUCGUCAUCAGCCUCGGCCAGCAUUUCAGACCCUUUCCCCUUGACAUUUUUAUCCGCCGAGUCAUCAGUGUCCAAAAGGCCAUUGAACGACUGUUCUUAAGAAGCCCAGGCACUAAAGUGAUCCUUAAAACAGAAAACACUAGAGAGAUGCAUAUAGACACAGAGAGAUUUGGAGACUUCCAUGGUUAUAUUCAGUAUCUUACCAUGAAUAACAUUUUCAAAGAUCUCAAUGUGGGUGUUAUUGAUGCCUGGGACAUGACCAUUGCUUAUAAUUCCAAUAAUAUCCACCCAUCUGAUCAGGUAAUUGAGAAUCAGAUUAACAUGUUCUUAAAUUAUAUCUGCUAA